This is a messenger RNA of Parasteatoda tepidariorum (common house spider), 1240 nucleotides long. NCBI's taxonomy places the organism in Eukaryota, Metazoa, Arthropoda, Arachnida, Araneae, Theridiidae. The record is from RefSeq and is a predicted model, not a curated record.
AAUUAAGUGACUUUAAAAACAGACAGGGACAUCAAAAUGUAAACAAACAAAAUGCUUUUGAAAUUAUGAUGGAAUUGUCUAAGUACUAGCAUGUUUUCAAAUUCUUAAAACGUCGCAAUAAUAAAGAUGUCUGGAAUCAAUCUAACCUAAAUAAUGUUUAGAGCUAUAGGAAAUGGAAAAAAUUGCCGACAUUAUACACGUUUGUUGCUUAUAAAACAGAAUUCCGAUAUAUCUUUGUUCAGAUACAAGUCACAUUAUACCUCUUUAGGAUUGGAAUCGAAUGCAUCUUCCCAAGAUAUUAAAUCAGCCUAUUAUAAAUUGUCCUUAAAAUAUCAUCCCGAUAAGAACAAAGGAAGUGCUGAAUCGGUGGAAAAAUUUAGAGAAAUUUCAGAAGCUUACGAGGUCUUGGGCAAUCUAAGCAAGAAGAAAAUUUACGACGAAAGUUUAAGCAAUCGGUACUCAGAAUCGGAUUGGAGACGUCAGCAUUAUUCACCUAGAUCCUAUCAGUAUAGUGAACCGCGGUCGAAGCCUAGAACUGGAAGAAGCAAGUACUACAAUUACGAUGAGCAUUACAAGCAACAUUACGAAGAAUAUGAAAAACAACGUCAAGCUGAAUUUGAAUAUUUUAAACGUCGAUGGGAGGCAGAUUUCAGACGGCGCUACCCAUUUAGCGAAAAACCUGAUUGGACAGAAUAUGAACAAAAACAACAAAACGUUUAUAAUGAAUGGCAAGACUGGAAAAAGUCAUUUUCAAGGAGAUAUUUACUUUAUUUUUUGUCGUUGUGGGGUAUAUUUUUUUUAUUCUCACUUCCUGAACUGGAGGUACCACCCCCAUAUGUUGACAAACCUAAAGUACCACCCAAGCCAAUUUAUUAUAAAGUUAGAAAAGAGGAAGACAGUGAUGAAGAACCUAGCGAAAAAUGAAUUUUUUUACAAAAAAUGGCUAAUCUAAUUAAUAAUCUAAUUAAUAUUCAAAACAUGUUAAUAGAUAGAUUUUAAAAAUUUUGGGGGGAUAUUUCCAUAUAAUGAUCUGUGCUGCCAUUACUAUCGCCAAGGUGCUAGAAGAAUUCUAAACUUGCAAUUUUUUGAAAAACACAUGAAGGAGUUUGCCCGAAAAUUGCCAGUGCUUGGCCAUUAUUCUGCCACCGAUCAACAUACGGAAAUCCUCCUAAUUAUUUUAUUGAUGUAAUGGUUAUACCAUAAUUGUAGAGUGUAAUUAAAAAUGCAUUUCUGUGAUUAA